Messenger RNA from Anopheles bellator, 1136 nucleotides. RefSeq names its product sugar transporter SWEET1-like. NCBI's taxonomy places the organism in Eukaryota, Metazoa, Arthropoda, Insecta, Diptera, Culicidae. The record is from RefSeq and is a predicted model, not a curated record. The transcript has 4 exons. Gene Ontology annotation, biological process: carbohydrate transport. Gene Ontology annotation, molecular function: sugar transmembrane transporter activity. Gene Ontology annotation, cellular component: membrane. Bases 4 to 696 code for a protein of 230 amino acids.
UCAAUGGUCGAGGACGCCAUGCUGCAAUCGGUGCUGGUUGGUCUCGAUCCUCAUCGCGAGCUGAUCGGGCAGAUCGCCGGGUUGCUGACCGUGCUGCAGUAUUUGGCCGGGUGUUUCACUUGCGCAGAGAUUCACAGGCGUCGCUCGUCCGAGGGCGUUUCACCCGUACGGUUCAUCGGAGGCUGCAGCUUAUCCGUUCUUCAGUUACAGUACUUCCGGAAGUUGCAGUCCUCGUCGCUGGUCGCUACGAGUAUUUGCACACUAAGCUUUUCGGUUCUGUACACGCUAUGGUUCCUCUGGUACACUCCGGCCGCUUCGAGAGGGCCGUUCUAUAGGAAAGCAUUGGGUGCGACCGCAGUCACCGCUGCACUGUGUGCGUUCGGCUCCCAGGCUAACGAUCCGGUCACGUUGCAUCGACUAGGCCUGAUCAUAACGGUUCUGGCUCUGAUAUUCAUUGCACUGCCGUUGGCUCAGCUGCGCAAAGUGAUUCGGGCGAAGAGCACGGCCGGGUUGCCUCUGCCGGCUAUUUUGGCCUCGACGGGAGCAUCCGUCCUGUGGCUGGUGUAUGGAUUGCUUCUCCACAAUUCGUUCAUUGUCCUACAGAAAACCAUCGCUCUGGCGCUGUGCGCGGCGCAGUUAUGCUUGUUUAUCAUUUACCCAGCCACCGGACCGUCGGAAGGGAAAAAGAAACAAUAAUUAUCACCACACGACGGACGAUGCCGAAAGGACCUCAUGUCUGGGUGGUUAUACGUUAUCUGGCCGUGCAGGGUUGAUUUUCAUGGAUUUUGCCCCUUCAAAUACGGCAGGCGUUGGGCGGGCUUUGGUGGCUGUGGCUGUUAUUUUUUCACUCUGCAAUGGCCGAAAAUGGUUGACUUUUAACGUGCCGGCUGGAGCCGAUAACGGCGUCGUUUCGUUUAUCGACUGGCGAGCGUGGUCACAAUGAUAAACCUAGCAGGGUGUGCGUUUGCCACUGAAGUGGUUGAUAGGAGCGCGUCCUUAAAGUGGACGAUGGAAGAGUAAUGAAUUUGUUGCUAUGUUUCGUGAAAACCCGUUAUUAUUAUGCUGGUGUAGCUAAUUUCAAAGAUUGUUUCCUAUUUACACAAAAAGGGCAAUAAUUGAGGAAGAUGUUAUAACGA